GUAGAUAAAAAUGGGCUGACAGCAUUACAUUGGAGUUGUGUGAUGGGACACAAGGAAAUUUGUGUACAUUUAUGCAAAUCUUUCCCAGAAUUGGCCCCAGCUGUAGAUAAGGAAGGAGAGACAGCAUUACACUUGAGUUGUAGGAUGGGACACAGGGAGAUUUGUAUAUAUUUGUGUGAGUCCUACCCAGCACUAGCCACAGCUGUAGAUAAUGAAGGAAUGACAGCAUUGUAUGUGAGUUGUUUGGAGGGACACAAAGAGAUUUGUGUAUAUUUGUGCCAGUCUUACCCAGCACUAAUCACAGCUGUAGAUGAUAAAGGAAUGACAGCAUUGCAUGCAAGUUGUUGGAAGGGGCAUAGGGAGAUUUGUGUAUAUUUGAGCGAGUCUUACCCAGCACUAAUCACAGCUGUAGAUAAUGAAGAAAUGACAGCAUUACAUGUGAGUUGUUUGGAGGGACACAAAGAGAUUUGUGUAUAUUUGUGCAAGUCCUACCCAGCCCUACCCACAGCUGUAGAUGAGAAUGGGUGGACUGCAUUACAUGCAAGUUGUUCGAAUGGACACAGGGAGAUUUGUGUAUAUUUGUGCCAGUCUUACCCAGCACUAAUCACAGCUGUAGAUGAUAAAGGAAUGACAGCAUUGCAUGCAAGUUGUUGGAAGGGGCAUAGGGAGAUUUGUGUAUAUUUGAGCGAGUCUUACCCAGCACUAAUCACAGCUGUAGAUAAUGAAGAAAUGACAGCAUUACAUGUGAGUUGUUUGGAGGGACACAAAGAGAUUUGUGUAUAUUUGUGCGAGUCCUACCCAGCACUAAUCACAGCUGUAGAUAAUGAAGAAAUGACUGCAUUACAUGUGAGUUGUUUGGAGGGACACAAAGAGAUUUGUGUAUAUUUGUGCCAGUCCUACCCAGCACUACCCACAGCUGUAGAUGAGAAUGGGUUGACAGCAUUACAUGUGAGUUGUCGGAAGGGGCACAGGGAGAUUUGUGUAUAUUUGUGCCAGUCUUACCCAGCACUAAUCACAGCUGUAGAUAAGAAUGGGCGGACAGCAUUACAUGUGAGUUGUUUGGAGGGACACAAAGAGAUUUGUGUAUAUUUAUGCGAGUCCUACCCAGCACUAAUCACAGCUGUAGAUAAUGAAGAAAUGACAGCAUUACAUGUGAGUUGUUUGGAGGGACACAAAGAGAUUUGUAUAUAUUUGUGCAAGUCCUUCCCAGACCUAGUCACAGCUGUAGAUAAGAAUGGGCGUACAGCAUUGCAUGCAAGUUGUUUUAAUGGGCACAAAGAGAUUUGUAUAUAUUUGUGCCAGUCUUACCCAGCACUAAUCACAGCUGUAGAUAAUAAAGGAAUGACAGCAUUACAUGCGAGUUGUUGGAAGGGGCACAGGGAGAUUUGUGUAUAUUUGAGCGAGUCUUACCCAGCACUAAUCAAAGCUAUAGAUCACAAUGGGUUGACAGUUUUUCAUGUGAGUUGUAUAUAUGGACACAUGGAAAUUUUCAUUUAUUUGUUGUGUAAGUCCUUCCCCGCACUAACCGCAGCUGCUGUAGAUUAGGAUAGGACGAUAGCUUUGCAUGUGAGUUGUAUAUAAUGAGGCCAAGGGAGAUGUUAUUAGGUACCUACAUCAGAUGUAGACAUGUUGACAAAUGAAACUCGCAUGAAACAAUAGAUAGAAUUAACGAUAGUAUGACAUCAAAACCACAGGGAAAUCUAUUUUAGAGAUGGCAAAGGAACAGACAGAGGAAGAGAAAAGCUGAAAAUUAGUGGUGAAAAAACAGCCCUUUUUAUUAUUAUCUAGUUAUCAUAACUAUUGUUAUUCGUCUAAAGACACAUCUAAACCGAAUCAAAAUUGGUUGAGUGUCGAGAUAUCACUCAUCAAACUACAUAUUUGGUCAGUCACGCUGAUUUGGAACUCUUCAGUCUAUGAUGUCAGAGGUUUAACAGAGUUAACUGUAAUUGUGGCCAGCAGUAUACACUGUAGGACAGUAGGUGGCAGUGUGAGCAGUAGCAACACAGAUAUUUUUGAAUGCAUUCUAUCUGAUGUGUAUUUCACCAGUUUCUAAAAUUUGCUUUAUGUGUGAGAGGAAUUAAUGACUGACAAAAAAUUCAACAUCAAAUUAUGGUGUUUAACAUUAUGUAAUAUACAAUAAUGUUAAACAUUACAAUCAUUGUGUGAUAUUUGAUUUCAGUUUUCUGGAUCAGUAUUACAAUAUUUACAAAAGCAGACUCAAACAUUCUAAAAUUUGUGUUGUUAUGACAUCAUUUUGGUGCUAUAUCUUUUUUACUUGAUCAUUGUCACAGCAAGGCUUUGCAAUGUGUGUCAAUAUAUAAGGCUGUGAAUCAAUCACAGAAAGGGAUUUGAUUUAAAGAUGAUAUUCUUUCAAUUCAAUAUACACGUAAAUGAGUCAAAAUAAAGGACAUAUCUAUUUAAGAAAGACAGAAUUUGACAUGUAUAUAUUAUGUAAAUAUUUAAUAAUUAAAUGCUUGUAAGAUUGUAUUUAUUAUCACUAGGGAGCAGUCUAAACCCUGUAAAAGCAUUUUAUUAUUGAAAAUAUCAUUGAUACCUUACAUCACUGCUGUUGGAAAAUCUGCCUCAUGACUUUGUAAUGCUGCUUUUUAAACUAUGUAAGCAUUGGUGAUUGUACAGUAAUUAAGCAUGACCAACUGUAUAAAUUGCUGGUGUUUUUCAUAGAAGCUACUGUCAUAGGUAAAUGUACUUUAUAACAGAAUUUCAUUCAUGAUAUUAAUAUUUUUUCAUCAGAAGUAUCUUUCAUAUUAGGAAAAUGAAGAUACAUGUAUUGUGCUGCAAACAUUUUGGGAUCUCGUGCAAUUUCUUCUUAAAAAGAAAGUUUUGGAAAUGGUUGUUUUUAUUUUCAUAAAGGUAGAUUAUUGUACACACUUAUUAUAUAUAGUUUGAAGAAAAGAUAAACAUUUUUCUCAUGGUCUAGUCUUUUAAUACGGAGGACUCUCUUGUAAUAUGAUGGACAUCGGCCUAAUGAUUGGGUCAAUAAAACCAGCUCAUUAAUAACACUAAUUAUGAUAUUACAGAAUUUUUGAUGACAUCUUGUGGUGUAUUCUACUGUAAUAUUAAUGCUAUGUCAUAAAUAUUCAUUUGUAAGAGAUUUAAUAGCACUUAAUUGUAACAUCAUCAAUAUUUUAUGACGUCACAAUAGAUAUGACGUUGCACUAUUGUCUUUUUUCAUACAUAAUUAGGACUCGAGGGAAAUAUCACUUUCUCAGAUGAAUAUCUCAUUGUAAUCACAUGAAACAGGUCAAUAAUUGUAUAAUUGUUACUCGUGUAAUUAAAAUACUCUAUUUAUGAGUUUUCUGGCACACUGGUACAUGUAUAAAAACCUUCUAAACCAAACACAAUCGUCAGUAUAAAUGUGUUAAAUGAACACUGUAUCAUCAGUAUACAUUUUUAUUAUGGACACUAUCUUCAGUUUAAUUUGUAUAAUGAAAACUGUUUCAUCAGUAUAAAUGUGUCUUAUAAACAAUGUAUCAUCAGUAUAAAUCUAUAUCAUAAACACUGUAUCGUCAAUAUAAAUACUGUAUGUAUUAUAAACACUGUAUCGUCAGUAUAAAUGUGUAUUAUGAACACUGUAUCGUCAGUAUAAAUUUGUAUUAUAAAUACUGU
Messenger RNA from Pecten maximus, 3627 nucleotides. RefSeq names its product ankyrin repeat domain-containing protein 50-like. Gene Ontology annotation, molecular function: protein binding. The record is from RefSeq and is a predicted model, not a curated record. The transcript has a single exon. Lineage: Eukaryota; Metazoa; Mollusca; Bivalvia; Pectinida; Pectinidae. The coding region runs from base 43 to 1545 and encodes 500 amino acids.